Papilio machaon (common yellow swallowtail) is the source of this 1459-nucleotide messenger RNA. RefSeq names its product heterogeneous nuclear ribonucleoprotein 87F. Gene Ontology annotation, molecular function: RNA binding. The transcript has 6 exons. NCBI's taxonomy places the organism in Eukaryota, Metazoa, Arthropoda, Insecta, Lepidoptera, Papilionidae. The record is from RefSeq and is a predicted model, not a curated record. The coding region runs from base 152 to 1111 and encodes 319 amino acids.
UCAAGCGGCGCAUCAUUUUCUUUCUUUUUAGCGUGGCGUCGGUUAGUAACGGUAGUGUUAAAACGUAAUUGAAGACUUUUCUAAUUUGCGCUAAAAGUUAUUUGAUUUGUUUUGUAGUCUCCUUAUUUCGUCAUUUAACAAGCUUUCCAAAAUGAGGCCGCAGCAGAAUGGAGAUGAUGGUUUUGAAGAACCCGAAGUACAUCGUAAAAUCUUCAUCGGGGGACUCAAUUACAGAACGACUGAUGAAUCUUUAAAAGCACAUUUUGAGAAAUGGGGCGAAAUCGUGGAUGUAGUCGUUAUGAAAGACACGAAGACAAAGAGGUCUCGUGGUUUCGGCUUUAUUACUUACUCUAAAGCGCACAUGGUUGACGAUGCGCAGAACAAUAGGCCUCAUACAAUUGAUUCACGAGUGGUGGAAACAAAACGUGCCGUAGCUAGGCAGGAUAUUAAAAAUCCCGAGGCGGGCGCUACAGUUAGAAAACUUUUCAUCGGCGGAAUUAAAGAUGACCACACUGAAGAUCAAUUGCGAGAAUAUUUCUCUAAUUAUGGAAAUGUACAGAAUGUUAGCAUCGUCACUGAUAAAGCUACUGGAAAGAAGCGUGGUUUCGGAUUCGUUGAAUUUGAUGACUAUGACCCAGUAGACAAAGUUUGCUUGAAUGCCCCUCAUAAAAUUAAUGGUAAACAAUUAGAUGUUAAAAAAGCUCUGCCUAAAGAUGGCUCUGACCAGAGAGGUGGUGGUGGUGGUGGCAGACAAGGACAAAGAAGAAAUGAUAACUGGGGUAAUUCUGGAGGUGGCUAUGGAGGCAACCAAGGAGGUGGUUGGAACAAUUCAAACCCGUGGGAUAACAACCAGGGCGGUUGGGGAGGGAGCCAGGGUAGUGGGGGCUAUGGUGGUGGGAACCAAAGAGGAGGCGGUGGUGGUGGUGGUUGGGGUGGCAACCAAGACUUUGGCAACUAUGGCCAACAGAGUUACAGCGGUGGUCCCACUAGGAACCAGCAGUAUAGCAACAACAGAGCUGCUCCUUACAAUAUGAACCAAGGGGGCGGUGGAGGUGGCUAUGGCAGUGGAGGGAACUAUGGAGGGGGACAAGGAAGAGGAGGACGCUUCUAAAUCAUGUUUCGUGCUAAGUACACUAGUAGAGCAGAGUAUUCCGUGUCCGCUAGUGUAGGCAGUACGCUCCGGAGCACUAGUUACACCUCUGGUCUACUCGAGACCACCUAGGAGAAGCCGUCAGGAAACAGAUUAAUCUUAGUUUGAAGCUCGUUAUCUUUAGACAAAUAUGAAUAGAUUAUUUAUAGAUUAUGUACUGAUGUAAUUUGGUCUUCUAUUUAUUGUAGUACUUUAGGUACUUAUCGUGACAUAUUUUUAAGGUUCUACAUAGAUUGUGAAAACAUUUUAUACAGAUAAUUAAGUACAACAUAGGAUAUUAAUAUGUAAUGACUCAAGUCCCUUUAAUGA